Molecule: messenger RNA, 4705 nt
Organism: Porites evermanni
Lineage: Eukaryota; Metazoa; Cnidaria; Anthozoa; Scleractinia; Poritidae
Source: the annotation of a GenBank genome assembly
AUGGUGGAAGUGCGAGGAAAUGUAUUGGAUCAAAACGUCUGGGAUCAUUCGGACGAAGAAGAAACAACAAUGAGAAACCAUUUGAGAAGGCUACAUUCACAGUUACAAGAAAAAGAUGAAGCGAUCAAAUCCUUAGAAGACAAAGUUAAUGACUUGCAAGACCAAGUUGAUAACUUGCAAAAAAUCAAUAGCUAUCUGAAGGAGCAGUUGGCUGACUUGCACAAACAGUUAGAGGAAAAAGGCAAGGAGAACAAUGAAAAUAAUGAAUCCGCAAUACAGCAGCUCACUGAGUUGCAAGAAAGGUUAAGUGCAAAGGAAGAAGAAAUGAAAACAAUGAGAGCGGAACUGACUACAUUGCAGGCGAAUAGAGAAGCAUCAAGAGGGUUAGAAAGUCGAGUUAGUGAGCUGAAAAGUCAAAUGAGAGCAUACGAACAAGAUUGGAAGAAAUUUAGAGAAACGUACGAUCAAGAAAAACGCCAAAAACACGAUUCGCGAGAAUGUAAAAAACAACAAAGAAAGGCGGCGCGACAUGUCGCUGACGACAUGCAAAGUCAGUUAGAAGAAAAGGAGCAUCAAUUGACGACAAUGGCAACACAAUUGCAUGGAUUUCAAAAUCAAGAAGAGCUAGUCAGUCAGCUGGAAGAACAACUGAGAAAGUGGGAGCGACAUGUCGCUGACAUGCAAAGUCAGUUAGAAGAAAAGGAGCAUCAAUUGACGACAAUGGCAACACAAUUGCAUGGAUUUCAAAAUCAAGAAGAGCUAGUCAGUCAGCUGCAAGAACAACUGAGAAAUAAAGAGCAAAAGAUGGCAGUGAUGAGGGAAGAACUGAGUCAAACAGAGCAGCGUGAGAGUGGCUUCAAGUGCAUUCUUUCUUCUUUUCAACAGGACAGUUCACGUGAGUGGGUCAUUAAUCGGCGUGAAAUUCAACUUUCGAAUCAAGAGUUCGGGCGAGGGGCUUGGGGAAGUGUUUUAAGAGGAACUUUUCGCGGUUGUGAUGUCGCUGUGAAACAAAUGCACGUAAAAAUAACCUCUGAUUUCAACAGACAUUUAUUUGAGAGAGAAGUGGAUAUGGCUUCAAAAUGUCGCCAUCCCUGCUUAUUACUUUUUAUUGGGGCUACGACUGAUGACAAAUUACCAUUGCUAGUUACAGAAAUUAUGGACUGCAGUUUGAGAAAUAGAUUGUAUGAAAGCGAGCAGCCUCCUUUAUGUGCAGCUGAAGUGUCUGUUAUCUCACUCGAUGUAGCGCGGGCGCUUAAUUACUUGCACGAGAAGGCCACACCCAUCAUCCACCGUGAUAUCAGCAGUGGAAAUGUGUUGCUGUGGCGAUGUGGUAACCAAUGGAGAGCAAAGGUGUCCGAUUAUGGUACAGCUAACCUUGUGAGCCAGAGCCAAAGAAAUGAACUGGGGACUGCAUUGUAUAGUCCACCCGAGUGCUUAACUGAAGAUCCCAACCGACCAAUUAGUUGCAAGGUUAGUAUGUUAAAGUAGGUCGAUUUUAUCGUAGAAAAGCUAUCAUGCAGACAAAAAAAAGUGUUUUCUCAAAAACGUCUUCGCAAAAGGAAACCUUUUUACUUCUAGAAAGAAAAAACCUCUGACAAAUUUGACAAUGCACGCCUUGAGAGACAAAGGUCCCAACUUGUGAUUCAAAAUACCUACCCUAACAUGCAGACCAUGUGCAUGUGUUUUGCAUACAUUUCCAGCGUUUCCUUUGCUAUUUGCUAUGGCUGUGUUUUUCUUAAGAUGAGAGUGUAUUAACCUGACUAAGUGUCGUGAAGACUCAAUCGAAACUUUUUUUGAGAUAAAAUCAAAUACCUUUUUUAUCACUGUAUGUUUAAGUUCCUUGAACCUAAAAGUUUAUUUUGUCAACUGAAAGAACAAUUUACUAUAUUAAGAUCUCCUUCAAAAAAAUGUUUUCGAUUUCCACAAAGCAAGAUAAAGUCUACUAAAUUUCUUUGGCACUGCCCACACCCAUUCCGCUGAUUACAAAUCGAUAGGCUCUUAUCUGACGUAAUGAGACAAAUCAAGAACUCAAAAACAGGAUUUAUGCAGGCUUAGCUUAUCGAUUUCUUAGGGCCGCCAGUGUAGUUGCACCUCACUGCAACGCAUCUUUCUAGCGUUUUUUGCCUUCAAGAUCAGAGCUUUUUUAGAUUGUGAGGUGGAAAAAAUCUUUCUAAAUUUCCACACUUGUAUCUAAAGUACCUUAAUCUACGUCCUUUGUUUCCGAUUCCGAUUCCAAAUUUGUGGGUUUGAAAAAAAAUUUCUAAAAAUCUCACGUUGUGUUCAAAUCGCAAGAGCAACAAAAAUUCGUAGAGGUUCCUGAUUCGUGUGUAAGUUUAACCCGCCUUACGGACACCCACUUAAUAUGGACACGUCAUUAUUACGGAGCGACAGUUCGCUUUGUCCCUGAGGAAAGAAAGCUCUCACAUUUUCUCUAAAUUUAACCCGCUUAAUACGGACCUGCCCGUUUUAACGGGCAGGUACUUCCAUGGCCUCCUCAGUGUCCGUAUUGACGGGUUUUGACGUAAUAUAUCAAGCCAAAAGCCAUAAUAUGGCUUUUGAUCAAGCAUGAGAAGCAGUGUUUCAUCACCAGUUGAAAAUACGACGCGCAGCGGAGUAUUUUUGACGAACUUCGAGGUGUUUCAUCUGGUGAUGAAACACUGGGUCGAAUUCUUGAUAUUACUUCUCAAACAAAAUGAUUUUAGAAGAGGAAAUUAAGCAUGCAGAACUGAGCAGUUUUUCAUUUGAUUUCCAAAUACUCAUUAAACAUUAAUUUCCUUUGUAUUUUCUUUAUGAAUUAUUAAUAAUUUUGAGAAUGUACUUUCAACUACAAAAAAAAUUUUUUAGGCUAUGGACAAAGCCUUCUAUGUCUUUGUCGUAUGUCUAUACGAACUAAGAUGCCGUUGUUUCGUUUUUCUUUUGAAAUCUAGGUCGAUGUUUAUAGCUUUGGCGUUUUGCUGUGCGAAAUGAACAUCAAGAAACAGCCAGACCCGCGGCGGCGUCGAAUGCAAAUAGACGAGAUGACGAACGCUGCGUUUCAACGACUUGUGAGACGGUGCAUAGUAAGAGAGCCUGCGGAUAGGCCAAACAUGGAAACAGUAAUUGAAGAACUUAAGUGAUUUUUCAAGCCUUACUGCUAAAAACGAUAGAUCCUAAAAAUAGCUAAUGUGGUUCACAAGUUACGAAAACACCAUGAGCUUCACAAACGCUUAUGGAAAAAAAAAAGAUUCUAAAAGGCUUGAGGUUCUGAGCUUAGCUGUGGUAUAACACAAUAGGAGAACUUCGUUCUAUGUCCUGUAGCAAAGGUAUUGUGGGCUGAUUAAACUUAGUAAGAAAACUGUGCACGCUAUAUUGUAAAACACUGAAGUUACCAUUGAAAAUAUUAUCCACCGGGAGGUCGCGACUCAAAAAUGGGGUUGGAUGAAUACUGGUUUUCCUUGUGUAAAUCUAUCAAACGAUGCCCGACGAAAACUUUGAUUCUUAAGCCGAAAGGGUAAUUUGUUUUCGAUCUCGAACUAUUGCUGUUAAAUUAGCCAGUUCCAUUUCAAAGAAAAAAAUUUCAGCUUCCAAAUACUUUCGGUCUGUUUAAUGUAUACUAAAGACUAAGGCAUCCAAAAAGGUCAAAACUUAGCUACUAUUAAGAUAAUCAAAUGAUCUUUUAAAAAAAACCAUAUUCAGCAGGCGUUUCUAAAACAUCUGAUAGACCUAGAUUCAUGGAUGUCACUGUAAUUUUUUGAAUGUCCUCUUGUAAUAAUAAAGAUUUAGAUUCAGUUUGAAAAAUAACUUGAUCAAGGGCGGAUUUAGGGGUGGGUAGAGGGGGCCGCGGCCUCCUCUUUUUCUUUGAAAUUUUUAUUAGUUUUAUAGAAUUUUCAGAAAAAUUAAAAGCAUCUAUAUAGCUGGCAAGUGUCCCGGCCACGCCCUUCUGAAUUUUCUGGAUCCGCCCCUGUUGAUGCUUAUCAUAAUUUGUAGUAGACUUUAUUUAAACCUUUUCUUGCUUUAAUGAUGCUAAUUGUUCAACUUUUAUUUGUUUUGGAGAAGUUGGUGUGUUUUUCCAGACUUGACCUAGGCUGUUUUAAGAAAGAGUUGAAAAGUGCCUGGUAGCGAAAAACCCAGCGGGUAGUUUAAUUGCCAUUCGACCCUGUAGGAACUAUUUGAGAAAGACAAACCCUUAGGGAGAUCAUUCUUUUUUCCUUUCAUUUUAUUUAUCACAAACUAAAAUGGCAGAUUUAUUUAAUUUAAAUAGUUGAUGAUUAGUAUUUAAUCCGCCAUACUUGAAAAGUAAAGAGGACCUCGACUGGUCUCCUUGUGGUAAUACUGCAUAGACAGGAGAGGGGCUCAUCCAGCUUGAUUGGGGGUUUUCCAUCCAUUACCGGAUGGAGUCAAAGGAGCCGGGUUGACGGUGUAGACUGCAAAAAAAUCGUUCCCCUUUUUUGAGUUCGUCAGUCAUACGAAUGUGUGGGGUCUUCAAAGAACAGUUUAGUAUAGUGCAAGUGUGCAAGCGGAUCAAAAUUGUAUAGUAUGGUAUGGAGAUUUUCAAGGAGCGCUUUAACCACUGAAUGUCUGAUGCCCUAAGUCUUCUCUCGUCAAAUGCGUUGGUCAUUUAGCGUUUUUUGCAAUCUUAAAAUAGGGUGCUGUUUCUUGGAAUAGAAAUCCAAUAAUAACAAGGAAUAAUUAUCAAUUGUCAUUUUUAGAAGUUUCGUAUAACCUG